AUGCGGCUGCUUUUCGAGGCAGCGGUUCUGUGCCUGACCCUGGGCUUAGGGCAAUGCACCGAGAAAACAACACAGGAGGACACCGUCCACCAAGCUCCCCAAGCAGUCUCAUCCUAUUCAGAAUGGGGCAUCGAGGCCCUCCGGGACAGCUUCGAAACAGUUAACAGCUACUUCGACUCCUUCUUGGAACUGCUUGGGGGAAAAAAUGGCGUUUGUCAGUACAGAUGUCGAUACGGGAAGGCUCCAAUGCCACGACCUCACUACAAACCCCAAGAACCCAACGGCUGUAGCUCCUAUUUUCUGGGGCUCAAGGUACCCGAAAGUCUAGAUUUGGGCAUCCCUGCCAUGACCAAGUGCUGUAACCAGCUGGACAUUUGUUACGACACCUGCGGAGCCAACAAAUACCGCUGCGAUGCCAAGUUCCGCUGGUGCCUCCACUCCAUCUGCUCCGACCUCAAACGCAGCCUUGGGUUCGUCUCCAAGGUGGAAGCUUGUGAAUCCGUCGCAGACACAGUGUUCAAUGCCGUCUGGACCCUGGGUUGUCGGCCUUUCAUGAACAGCCAAAGGAGCGCCUGCAUUUGCAGUGAGGAAGAACGAGAUGAAUUGUGA
This is a messenger RNA of Fulmarus glacialis (Northern fulmar), 609 nucleotides long. RefSeq names its product phospholipase A2, group XIIB (gene PLA2G12B). Bases 1 to 609 code for a protein of 202 amino acids. NCBI's taxonomy places the organism in Eukaryota, Metazoa, Chordata, Aves, Procellariiformes, Procellariidae. Gene Ontology annotation, cellular component: extracellular region. Gene Ontology annotation, molecular function: calcium ion binding; A2-type glycerophospholipase activity. The transcript is spliced from 4 exons. Gene Ontology annotation, biological process: phospholipid metabolic process; lipid catabolic process; cholesterol homeostasis. The record is from RefSeq and is a predicted model, not a curated record.